AUGGAUCCUAAACUCAGUAUACAAGAUGUCCUUCGUUGUGACCUGUGUGAAACUGAAGUAGGACAACUGUACUGUGAUUUCUGCCUUGUCAAUCUUUGCAAAGGCUGUGUUGGUGAUCACAUAUUGGAUGAUCCUUUCAAACAUAAGGUGGUACAAAUCGACAAGCGCAGAUCAACUCCAAUCUUCCCAAAAUGUAACAUACAUGAAAAGAAACUUUGUGAGUUUCAGUGUGGUGAGUGCAAUGUCCAUGUUUGUUCACUUUGUAUUUCAUCUGAAAAGCACAAAAGACACGUCUUCUCAAAUCUCUUUGAAAUGUUUUCCGCCCAAAAGCAGAAAAUACAAAGCGAUGUUGAUGAAAUCGAAAAUAUAAUUUCCCCGGCAUAUGAAACAGACAUCAGCAAUCUGGAAACUCAGAUCAACAGCUUAGAUGGAGAAUACAUGAAAUUGACAACACAAAUUUUAAAACAUGGAGAAGACUGGCACAGAGAAGUCGACAUAUUAAUCAAAAAAUUCUUACUGGAAGCUCAUAAGCUGAAAGAAAAGCACUUUGAAACACUUAAAAAACACUUGGCAGAAAUAAAACAUGCUCAUUCCAUCGUUCAGCACAUAAAGCUCGAAUCUUCAGAUAUUCUUGGUUCUAAUGAUGUUCUUGUAACUUUGGAUUACAAAUCAAAAAAUCAAUUAUUGAGGAAGUUCCCGCCAAAGAUUCAUGUGCCCAUGCCAAUAUUUCAUCAAGUACAAAUAGAUAGUACUCAAUUAAGCAAACUGUUUGGGUCUCUUUUCCCAUUCUCUGUUACAAUAGAAGAAGACAUAAAAACUGGCACUGCAUCAUCUCUGGAAGAUGGACAGCACUAUAAACCCAGAAUCAUCACGUCUGUAGACACUGGUAUCUCUGAACUAUACAGUGUUACCUGUAGCAGUGAUGGGGAAAUAUGGGCAAGUGGUCAGGACAGUGAAAUAAAGUGCUUCGAUGAACAGGGAUCCCUUGUUAAUACAAUUACGACAUUGUCCGAAGAAUUUCCCAACGACAUUGCUUUAACUAGUAGAGGAGAUCUAGUAUAUAGCGAUGGAGAUACGCAGACUAUUUAUAUAGUGAAAAAUGGAAAGGAAAAAAGAGUAAUUACAUUGGUAGAAUGGAAUCCUGUGAAUAUUUAUGUUACAUCACGUAACGAACUCUUAGUUGCCAUGUUCAAUGCUGAUCAAACACAAUCCAAAGUUGUCCGAUAUUCUGGCUCAAAAGAAAACCAAACAAUCAUGUUUGAUAAUGAAGGAAGACUUUUAUAUUCAGGAAAUGAUAAAAUUAAAUACAUUACUGAAAACAGAAACUUAGAUAUCUGUGUUGCUGAUAAUGAAGUUUCUGCGAUUGUGGUGGUCAACCAAACUGGAGAGUUUCGAUUUAGAUACACUGGUUACCAAUCUACUACCAUGAAAAAUUCUUCCGAUUUCUGGGGCAUAGCCACAGACACUCAAUCUCAAAUUCUAACAACGGACUGUUCUAACCACUGCGUACAUAUCUUAGACCAAGAUGGACAGUUCUUACGCUACAUAGAUGGAUGUGGUCUGGAUAGGCCAUGUGGUUUAUUUGUCGACAAGAAUGACAACUUGCUUGUGGCUGAGAUGUAUGGUAAAGUGAAGAAAAUCAAGUAUAAACAUUAG
Saccostrea echinata is the source of this 1656-nucleotide messenger RNA. RefSeq lists its product as uncharacterized. NCBI's taxonomy places the organism in Eukaryota, Metazoa, Mollusca, Bivalvia, Ostreida, Ostreidae. Gene Ontology annotation, molecular function: zinc ion binding; protein binding. The record is from RefSeq and is a predicted model, not a curated record. The transcript has a single exon. The coding region runs from base 1 to 1656 and encodes 551 amino acids.